AUGCAAGCUCCCGUAGUGUUUAUGAACACGUCGCAAGAGCGCACGACGGGCCGUGAGGCCCAAAUUUCGAAUAUCACCGCUGCGAAGGCCGUUGCGGACGUGAUUCGUACUUGUUUGGGACCAAAAGCCAUGUUGAAGAUGCUCUUAGACCCCAUGGGCGGGCUGGUCUUGACUAAUGACGGACACGCUAUCCUGCGAGAGAUUGACGUGGCACAUCCAGCGGCAAAAUCCAUGUUGGAAUUGUCGCGGACACAGGACGAAGAAGUGGGUGACGGGACGACCACAGUGAUCAUCUUGGCAGGCGAGAUUUUGGCGCAAUGCGCACCUUACAUCAUCGAGAAGAAUAUCCAUCCGGUAGUGAUCAUUCAGGCGCUGAAAUUGGCGCUCAGCGACGCUUUGGCUGAGGUGGAACGGGUUUCAAGGCCCGUGGACGUGGAAAACACCUCUGCAAUGAUGAAACUGGUCGCUGCGGCCAUCGGAACCAAGUACGUUGCGCAAUGGAGUGAUCUGAUGUGCCAACUGGCCGUCGACGCCGUCCGUGCUGUGCGCGUGGGCGUCCCAGGCGACGUUUCUGCCCCCGUGGAAAUUGACACCAAGCGCUACGUGCGCAUUGAGAAGAUCCCAGGUGGCGACGUGACCGACUCGCGCGUCCUAAAAGGUGUUAUGCUCAACAAAGACGUGGUGCAUCCAAAAAUGGCUAGAUUUAUCGAAAACCCAAGGGUGGUGCUUCUGGACUGUCCUCUAGAGUACAAGAAGGGCGAAUCCCAAACUAACAUUGAAAUCACCCGUGAGGAAGACUGGAACCGUAUUUUGCAAAUCGAAGAAGAGCAGGUACGUCUGUUAUGCGAGCAGAUUCUGUCCGUGAACCCUACCGUGGUAAUUACAGAAAAGGGUGUUUCAGACCUUGCCCAACACUAUCUGUUGAAAGGUGGAUGCAGCGUUUUGAGACGUACUAAGAAGUCUGACAACAACCGUAUCGCCCGUGUGACCGGUGCCACGAUCGUAAACCGUGUUGAAGAUAUCAAAGAAUCCGACGUGGGCACGCAGUGUGGCACUUUCAAAGUGGAGUUGAUUGGUGAUGAAUAUUUCACUUUCUUGGACGAUUGCAAGGAUCCAAAGGCUUGCACUAUAAUCUUGCGUGGUGCUUCCAAGGAUAUUCUGAACGAGAUUGAAAGAAAUCUACAUGACGCCAUGGCUGUGGCUCGUAACGUUAUGCUUUCACCUUCGCUAUCGCCAGGUGGAGGUGCAACCGAGAUGGCAGUUUCCGUAAAACUGGCGGAAAAGGCUAAACAACUCGAGGGUAUCCAACAAUGGCCAUACCAGGCCGUGGCGGACGCAAUGGAGUGUAUCCCACGUACAUUAAUUCAGAACGCGGGUGGAAAUCCUAUAAGAGUGCUUUCGCAGCUCAGGUCCAAACACGCACAAGGCAACUCCACCGCCGGUAUCGAUGGUGAUACCGGCAAAGUCACUGACAUGGUUGAAUAUGGUGUUUGGGAGCCUGAAGUCAUCAAACAACAGAGCAUCAAAACUGCUAUCGAAAGUGCAUGUCUGCUUCUGAGAGUUGAUGAUAUUGUAAGCGGUGUAAGAAAACAGGAGUGA
Molecule: messenger RNA, 1599 nt
Organism: Lachancea meyersii CBS 8951
Lineage: Eukaryota; Fungi; Ascomycota; Saccharomycetes; Saccharomycetales; Saccharomycetaceae
Source: the annotation of a GenBank genome assembly